Angiostrongylus costaricensis is the source of this 216-nucleotide messenger RNA. The record is from the annotation of a GenBank genome assembly. Lineage: Eukaryota; Metazoa; Nematoda; Chromadorea; Rhabditida; Metastrongylidae.
AUGGCUGACGUUUCAGCGAUUUCGCCUUUCUCAGAUCCGUGCCAUUACGAGUGGGAUUCCUACUGGGAAGUGGGAGGCGAGAUUCUGAAGAAGGCCAAAUCGUCGAAACGUCAGCCAUUGACCAACAACAAUAGCGUCAAGUAUACCAGUCUCGCAUCAGCUCCACAAGAUCAGUUCAUACGAAUAUAUGACAAAUUUAUACUUACCGUCGUCUAG